CACAACGUCGAGGAUGUGGACCUGUACCGACCCGGUGGGCACCACCCCGUUAACCUGGGCGACGUGGUCGGACACAAGUUCAAAAUCCUUCACAAACUCGGGAACGGAGGGUUCGCUCUUGUCUGGCUGGCUCGGGAUUUAGACCAACACAGAUACGUUGCGCUCAAAAUCCUGAGAGCAGACGCGGAGGACCACGAGACCAAAGUCCUGAAGCAUCUUAAAAACGCUGCAGGAAACGUUCGCAUUACAAACCUCCACGAAACAUUUACCAUUCACGGACCUAAUGGCGCUCAUCAGUGCUUGGUGCUGGACCUCGGUGGGCCAAGCCUGAAGCAUCUGAGUAUGUACAGCAAACGCCCUCCGCUUCCAUUUCGCAAAGCCGCCAGCAGGAAACUGGCAGAAGGCGUUGCAGCCCUCCACUCGGCCGGCGUAUGUCACGGCGACCUCACGCAUUCCAACGUGCUUUUCGAAAUCCCAGGCCUUCAUGACUGGACAGAAGAUGAUAUCCAUCGCUACCUGGGCCCACCUAAGACGGCUCCACUCCUCCUCCUCGACGGAGCGCCUGCACCAGCAUUUGCGCCAACCCACGUCGUCGACGCGCUAGAUUACUCCCAGCUCAGCACGGAACAACUAUCAAGCAAUGUCCUCAUAGCCGACUUCAGCGCAGCAUUCUCCCACGACAACGCGCCCAAGGGCCUGGGAACCGCCGCGUCCUUCGCCGGCCCGGAGCUGCGUUUCGGGUACCCGCCGUCGCCCGCCGUAGAUCUCUGGGCGCUCGGCUGCCUGAUUUUCGAGAUCCACACCUUUCGCGUGCUCGUACCCACCGCCUUUGGCUCGUCCGAGGAGGCGCUCGCAGUCGCGACUGAAACAGUCGGCGCUCUGCCCGAAGAAUGGCGGGAUUCCUAUGACAGCCCCCUGGAAGCGAACGCAGGCGAGAAGCACCGCUGGUUCGACGAC
Molecule: messenger RNA, 957 nt
Organism: Trematosphaeria pertusa
Lineage: Eukaryota; Fungi; Ascomycota; Dothideomycetes; Pleosporales; Trematosphaeriaceae
Product: kinase-like protein
Exons: 2
Biological process (GO): protein phosphorylation
Molecular function (GO): ATP binding; protein kinase activity
Source: RefSeq, a predicted model, not a curated record